GUGUGUUAGUUUAGUAUGGAAAUAGCCAGUGUAAUGGAUAACAUGAUGAAAACCAGCAUGGGACUUCACGACGAUCGGUCCAGUCGAAACAGCAACAGCAGCAGUUCGGGUUCACCCACAGUAGUGCAUGAGAAAAAGAAAAUGCUGGACAUAACGCGGGAUAGGCCCAUCAAAAUUGCUGUUCGAGUACAAGUUCCUGUGCGAGAUCAUCCUAAGUUUAACUUUGUCGGUAAACUACUUGGACCAAAAGGAAACUCGCUCAAACGGCUGCAGGAAGAAACGAUGUGCAAAAUGGCUGUGCUGGGUAAGGGAUCGAUGCGCGAUCGAAAGAAGGAAGAGGAACUCCGACUCAGCGGUGACCCACGGUACGCUCAUCUGUCCGAGGACCUUCACGUGGAAAUCUCAACCUACACAGCACCGGCGGAAGCGCACGCUCGUAUCGCGUAUGCCCUGGCAGAAGUUCGCCGGUUUCUGGUUCCGGACUAUCAUGAUGAUAUUCGACAGGAGCAAAUGUGGGAAAUGCAGGCAUUAAAUUCACAAAACGCGACCAGUAAUCUAUCCUCAGCCCACGAUAACACGCUCAACGGUGGCUGUGGCAACGGUCUCCCUACCAAUGGCAUGAGCAUCAGCAGCAGCGGAAGCAGUUGUAGCACCGGAAGCACCGGAAGCACCACCAACGGAACCAUGUCGGCGAACGGUUCGCACACCAACGGACUGAACGGUGUGGUGGUCAGUGCUGCCCAGGUCAUAGCCAACGGUGUUACCGGGCUUGGGAAUGCCGGAAGUAAUGUCUCAGCAUCCGUUGGCGUCGGAUCGGAACUCGGCAGCAACAACGGUAGCACGCAACCAUCGUCCGUUGUGACGGAUCUGCAACAUGUGACGAACUCGCUCACGCAUCAUCAACACCACCAUAAUCAGCAACAGCAGCAAUCACAACAGCAGCAACUGCAGCAGCACCAUCAGCAUCAACAAUCGCAAAACCAAUUCCUGACGAACGAUGCGGAUAUGAGCAGCCUCUUGCAACCGAUGGAUGUGAACAUGACUUCGGCGAAUCAUUUUGUGAAUUCCUUACCUACGAGUGACCUGGAAGCGCAAACGUUGGCGUUCGUCGAAUCGGCCAAUGCAUUCCUGCAUCCGGCGUUGCGCGGUGUGAAAGCCGUUAGCUUAGCACGUAAGCGGCCCCUGCUAGGAGGACCUCGAUCGACCAUGAAUCCCACCAAGCGUACGGUGAUGACGCUGAUUGCACGUGCACGCACGGCCCAAGCUUUGCACGGUUCCCGAACGGCUCAACCGAUUGGCGAACCGAUACAGGUGAUCACUUCGCCGCUCAUUCUGCAACCACCGCUGGACUUACUGCAGCCAGGCGCGAACACUGGCGUUGCCAAAGAAAACAUUCUGCAGGGCGCUUAAAAGCCAAC
Anopheles maculipalpis is the source of this 1418-nucleotide messenger RNA. RefSeq lists its product as uncharacterized. The transcript has 10 exons. Gene Ontology annotation, molecular function: mRNA binding. The record is from RefSeq and is a predicted model, not a curated record. Gene Ontology annotation, cellular component: nucleus. Bases 16 to 1410 code for a protein of 464 amino acids. NCBI's taxonomy places the organism in Eukaryota, Metazoa, Arthropoda, Insecta, Diptera, Culicidae. Gene Ontology annotation, biological process: regulation of alternative mRNA splicing, via spliceosome.